Messenger RNA from Cetraspora pellucida, 1186 nucleotides. The record is from the annotation of a GenBank genome assembly. NCBI's taxonomy places the organism in Eukaryota, Fungi, Glomeromycota, Glomeromycetes, Diversisporales, Gigasporaceae.
GUUUACCUUUUCUGGUUUUAUUCCUUAUAGAAAAUAUUCUCAUUCCUCAAUUCUUAUUAAUAAGAAACUCUAUUUUAUUGGAGGAUAUUCUCGUCCUGGUCAAAAUUACACGACGAAUGAAUUCUUUUAUUUAGAUGUUUCUAAACCAUUUACAAUAAAAGACAGUGCCUCAAUACCAUGGAAUGAUCUUACUUAUACCGGCGGCCCUCAAAAAGCUUCUGCUACAGCAUGUACUGAUGGAAAAAAUGAUGAUUUGAUUUUUAUUUUUGGUGGUUAUCCUUAUGAACCAUCAUUCGUUAAUCAAUUUGAUAUAAAUAAACAACAGUGGUUUAAUAUCACAACAAUUGGAAACUCACCCACGUAUAGAUCUAGUAUUUCAUGUGUUGAAUUUAAUAAUGGAUUGAUUGCUAUUUUUAGUGGUUAUAAUGCGGUUAAGAUUCCAAAUGAUUUUUGGGUAUUCAACACAUUUACUUUAACAUGGAGUUUAAGUAAUGCAACAAAUGCACCUUCAUCUCGUUAUAGUUAUCGUGCAAUAAUUUUGCCUGAUAAAAAUAUUUUAUAUAUUAGUGGAAAGUAUAGUGCCAACGCAUAUGUGCCAAUGGAUAAUCUACCGUUAUAUAAUACAAAAUCUGAUACGUGGACAAAUAUGAGUCUAUCCGGACCGACACCUCCUGCCCGUGAGUAUCCCUCGGCGGUAUUAACUCCCGACAAACGUAUAAUAAUUUUCGGUGGUUAUAAUAACGGAACAACUUUGAGUGAUCUGUGGAUUUUAGAUGUUACAAGUUAUCAAUGGUCAAUUGGAAACAUUUUAAAUCCAAUUGUGGAUUUAGCUCUUUAUAGACAUACAGCGACAUUAGUGGAUAAUUAUAUGAUUAUUGCAUUCGGUUUAUUCUCAAGUGAUAAUAUUUCAUCGAAUGUAUUUAUGCUAGAUGUAAGCCAGAAAGAUUCCUAUAGAUGGGUUACUGAAUUUGCUCCAAAUGCCACAACUACUACCGCUACAAUUUCAAAUAAUCCAAUUUCAAGUAAUACAGAAAGUCCAGGCCCUAAAAACACUAAUUUAAUUAUUGGAACCAUCAUUGGCAGUAUCAUUUCUUUGGUGAUAUUCGUUAUUGCCAUUAUUUUUACUCUAAAAUUUAUUGAUCAACGUAAAAAAAAACGAGACAUAUUUAGUGAUUUAGUGUUCUAA